Molecule: messenger RNA, 2133 nt
Organism: Penicillium pulvis
Lineage: Eukaryota; Fungi; Ascomycota; Eurotiomycetes; Eurotiales; Aspergillaceae
Product: RING finger and CHY zinc finger domain-containing protein
Exons: 3
Coding region: 1-2133 (710 amino acids)
Biological process (GO): ubiquitin-dependent protein catabolic process; protein ubiquitination
Cellular component (GO): nucleus
Molecular function (GO): zinc ion binding; ubiquitin protein ligase activity
Source: RefSeq, a predicted model, not a curated record
AUGAGCAGCUUCAUCUCUUCGCUGCUGACUGACCUCGGACUUCUUACCCGCACACCUCCCCGCCACCCUCAACCCGAGUCGGAGUUCCCUCAAAGCGGACAAACAAAGUCAUCCUCGAGUGAACCCAGCCAACCCACCGUGAGCGACCAAAAAUCCGAUCGUGGAGCCUCAGAGUCUAUUGCCGGAGAUGCGGGGUCCUUGCCCAGCCCUCCUUUCUUUCAAACCUUACCGAAAGACAUGGAUGGCCGCACCGCAGACCUGUCGGUCACUCGACCUCUGACCGGCGAAUUCAUGGCCGGGGAUCGAACCGACAAUGUAAGCAAUUCAAAUACAGACCACAACCCUAUGACUCAUCAGGAUUUGUCUACUCAACACGACGAUUCGGCGAGACCAACGAACGGGCCAACCAGUACCGACCCGAGCCUGGGACAUGAAACAAGGCACGGCACUCAACAAAGUCCGCGUCAGACUUUUGACAUUGAUGAGCUGGGGAAAACCUCUUUACCGGCGGAUGAUGGCAUGAAGUUACUCAGGAAUAAAAUCCACGCCAUACGGGACUUGAAUCUCAAUAACGAUGAAAAGGCACGAAGGGUUCACUACCUCAUGACAGAAAGCUAUAACUCUACUCGACCAUUACCGCCUAACUCCCCAACUCUUACUUCUUCUUGCUUGGAUGCACCCGCAAGCCCAUUAUCCCCUCAAGUGAACCCAGUGAAUUCGAAGCCAACGAGCCCCACAUUGACCGCGUCCAAUACCCAAUAUGAAAGCUUGUUCAAUCUCACAGCCGAAGAUUUACAACCUUCAUAUGUGCCGAGAGUCGAACCCGAAUCACCUAUAGUCGAGACAGGCGAGGAGGAUCCAGAUACCGAAGAGUUGAACGGGGUGCUACUAGGCUGCCAGCACUACAUGCGAAAUGUCAAGCUUCAGUGCUUCACCUGUAAAAAAUGGUAUGCGUGCCGUUUCUGCCAUGAUGAGUUUGAAGAUCACCAUUUGAUUCGCCGAGACACGGAAAAUAUGCUAUGUAUGCUAUGUGGCCAUCCCCAGCCUGCGGAUCAGCACUGUAGGCAGUGUGGUGAACAGAGUGCGCAAUAUUAUUGUGAUAUCUGCAAGCUCUGGGAUAACGAUGGCGAAAAAAGCAUCUAUCAUUGUAAUGAUUGUGGCAUAUGCCGGAUUGGCCAGGGGCUUGGAAAAGAUUUCUUCCACUGCAAGACUUGCUGCGUCUGUCUGCCUAUCUCGAUCGAAGACACGCAUCGGUGUAUUGAAAGAUCCACCCAGUGCGAUUGCCCCAUCUGUGGUGACUACAUGUUCACUUCUCCAGAAACAGUGGUCGUGAUGCGAUGUGGUCAUAGCAUGCAUCGUAAAUGUCUAGAAGAAUAUUCAAAGAGCUCGUUCCGUUGUCCAGUCUGCAACAAGACUAUCGCCAACAUGGAAUCGACGUUCAGAAACCUGGAUCGCACAAUCGAGAGCCAGCCCAUGCCUGUCGAAUUCAAAGACACGAAAGGUCUCAUUUAUUGUAACGACUGCGGCGCCAAAUCAGUCGUCAAGUACCACUGGCUUGGCUUAAAAUGUGAUUUGUGCGAAUCUUACAAUACAGCUCAAAUCCGACUAUUGCAAGGAGAUGUUUCUGCUGUGCUUGCGGAGGAGGGCGUCGGUGGCUUCCCAUCGCGGACCCGAUCAUCAUCUUUGAAUGCCAGUGAGGAGACGACAACCUCACUGAGAGCACUCCACCUAAAUACGAACCCAACACCCGAGUCACGCCUCAGUGUUCCAUCACCUGCUGGACCAGACCAGCGCUCUGUGCCAUACAAUAUGGCCCACGGCCGUGCAAUUUCCCCGGUCGUCAGUAAUUAUUUCGGCCUCCCUCCGGAGCGAGAACCUGAAAAGCCCUCGUCUUUACCUUUCUUCGGCGGCCCACCGCGAGCGGAUAAUGAAACAGAUUAUGGAGCUUUGAAUUUCUUAAGCAAGAAACUUCGAGAUCGCUAUGGAUUCCUUGCCGGUGAUACGGCAGCCGAGGGCCCGUCAGAAGUCGAUGAAGAAGACGAGGCAGAGUCCACGGACGGUUCGGCAUCAGAAGAGGAGGAUGACGAUGACGAAGAAGAGGAUGAGUACAUGGACAUUUUUGGUCACCGAUGA